AUGCUUUAUAAGAAUUAUAAAAUGAGCCCAAAUACACCUACUUCACAACUGAGGAGAUACUCCUACGCCGACUGGAGUCCAAACUACAAUUACACAACACAACAUCGAAGAUCCGACUCCAUUAGCUUGGGUCGUCGGGGAAGCCAAGUCUCCUCUAUAUCAUCGUCACGAUUUGAUACUUUUGGUUCUACGCCUCCACCAUCGCCGCGUGGAGGAGGACUAGGACACAAUAAUUUAAAUACCCAGGGUCGGCGAAACUCUAAUGUGUUUACAUUGAGUGAAAAGCUGCCAACAGCACCAACAACAGCCACAGUAACGCCUAUGUCUACACCUGCGCCGGUGAUUGACUUGGAUAGAAUCACGGAGGAAUACGAUAAAGAUAGAGGGAGACUUUCACAAAAGGAGAUUAAAUGGUGUAAGUUUUUAAAAGAGACACCAGUUGAUACUGAUAUGUACUGGAAUAGUCGUACGAGCAGCGAGGCGAGCUUGCCCAAGACAUCCGAGAACCUUUUGAAUAAGUACAACAACAAUUAUCGUAUUGAAGAUGAAGUUGACGAAUGUCCAUCUUUGAAAAGUGGAAGGAAAAAAGGACCAUUGAAACUGACGAUUAAAAAAUUGACCAGGUUUGUUUGA
Molecule: messenger RNA, 633 nt
Organism: Lodderomyces elongisporus
Lineage: Eukaryota; Fungi; Ascomycota; Pichiomycetes; Serinales; Debaryomycetaceae
Exons: 2
Coding region: 1-633 (210 amino acids)
Source: RefSeq, a predicted model, not a curated record